CAGGUUUGGCUGGGCAAAAACGACUUUAUGGAGAAUGAACCCUCUGCCCAACACCGGCUUGUCAGCAAAGGCAUCCCUCACCCUGACUACAACAUGAGCCUCAUGAUGGACCACAUCCCACAACCUGAGGAUGACUACAGCAAUGACCUGAUGCUGCUCCGCCUCAGCAAGCCUGCUGACAUCACAGAUGUUGUGAAGCCCAUCGACCUGCCCACUGAGGAGCCCAAGCUGGGGAGCACAUGCCUUGCCUCAGGCUGGGGCAGCAUUACACCCAACAAAUUCCAAUACCCAGAUGACCUCCAGUGUGUGAACCUAGAGCUCCUGCCUAAUGAGGACUGUGCCAAAGCCCACACAGAGAAGGUGACAGAUACCAUGCUGUGUGCAGGGAACAUGGACGGAGGCAAAGACACUUGUGCGGGAGACUCAGGAGGCCCACUGAUCUGUGAUGGUGUUCUCCAAGGUAUCACAUCAUGGGGCCAUACCCCAUGCAGUGAACCUGAUAUGCCAGGCGUCUACACCAAACUUAUUAAGUUCACCUCCUGGAUAAAAGACACUAUGGAAAAAAACCCCUGAGUGUCACAUUGUCUGUCCCAUGU
This is a messenger RNA of Mus pahari (shrew mouse), 596 nucleotides long. RefSeq names its product kallikrein-1-like. The transcript is spliced from 3 exons. The record is from RefSeq and is a predicted model, not a curated record. Gene Ontology annotation, molecular function: serine-type endopeptidase activity. Bases 28 to 573 code for a protein of 181 amino acids. Gene Ontology annotation, biological process: regulation of systemic arterial blood pressure; zymogen activation. Lineage: Eukaryota; Metazoa; Chordata; Mammalia; Rodentia; Muridae.